Effrenium voratum is the source of this 2468-nucleotide messenger RNA. The record is from the annotation of a GenBank genome assembly. Lineage: Eukaryota; Dinophyceae; Suessiales; Symbiodiniaceae.
GAGAAAUUGCAACGGCAGAAGUGGAGGCGCAGUCUUCCGGCGCUUUGCGCGCUGUGCCUCCUGGUGAAGGACCUGUCCUUCGCGGUGCCGACAGCGACAGCCGCGUCAGCCCCCGCCUUUGGCGCCGAGCGCCCACUUGGUGAUUCGCGGAGACUUGACCGGGCGCAGCUUAGAAGGCUUCAGAAAAUCCCCCGGAAGGACGCAGAGGGAGAGGUGAAGCUGAGCUCCGUGACGCAGUCCACGGUGAACUUGGUGAAGAACAUCGUGGGCGCCGGCAUGCUGUCGCUGCCCUCCGGCGUGGCCGCCUUUAGCUCCAGCCCCAAGGCGGUCCCCCCGGCUCUGGGCCUCGCACUGCUGGCGGCCUUCUUUAGUGCGUAUGGUUUCAUCCUGAUCGCCCAAGCGUGUGCUGCCACGGGCGAGACCACCUACACCAGGGUCUGGGCAAAAUCGGUGUCCUCCAACACCAAGUUCCUGCCUGCGAUCGCCUGCCUCGCCAAGGCGGCCAUUGGCUGCAUCUCUUUCUCCAUGAUCCUGGGGGACUGCAUCUCCUUGAUGCUGUCGCCUCUUCAUCUGCCGGCGCUCAUUGCCCACCGCGACGCCGUGAUCAUGAUCAUCACCGUCACGGUGCUUUACCCGCUGUGCAGCCUCAAGUCGCUCGCCCCUCUGGCGAAGUUUUCCUUGCUGGGAGUGCUCAGCAACUUUUUCAUCUGCUCCUUCAUUGCUCUGCGCUGCAUCGACGGCUCCUACGCCAAGGGCGGCAGCCUCUUCCACGCAGCGCCCCUCGCUCCCCAGUUCGUUGCCUCUGGGAGCGCCUUCAGCCAGCUCUUCCAUCCAGGCAUUUCCGUGUUGCUGAGCAUCCUGGCGACGGCGUACCUGGCGCACUACAACGCGCCGUUGUUCUACGAGCAGCUGGCGCCAGACCCGAAGACUGGGAAGAAGGAGCAGCGUUUCGUGCUAGUGUCCAUCAUCGGCUUCUGCGUGGCAGGCCUCAUAUUUAGCUUGGUGAUGGCGGGAGGCUUCCUGACCUUCGGCAAGCAUAGCAUGGGCCUCAUCUUGAACAACUAUGCCGCCACGGACCAUCUGGCGCUCUUCGCGCGGGGGGCCAUCGUCAUGUCGCUGGUCACCGCGUAUCCCCUGGUGUUCCUCAGUCUGCGGAAGCAGGUGCUGGAGCUCGCGGAGGACAAGGCGGAGGAGCUGGCUGAGAAGCCCAGGCUCAUGACCAUCUGCUUGCUGGCAGGCAUCACUGCCAUUGCGCUGAGGCUACGGAACCUGGGCGUGGUGGCUGCGCUGGCCGGCGCCAGCUUCGGGUCGUUUCUGGUCUACGUGGCGCCCCCGUUGAUGGUGCUGGGCGCGCAGCACCGGGGCCUGGCCGAGAAGCCCAAGGGCGUGUUGGGCUUGUUGGCGCGGGCCACGCAGCUCUUCCUGGUGCCCGGAAAGCCCGGAGCCCUUGGGCUUGGGGCUGGGCAGCAUCGGUGUGCACCAGUGCCUGAAGUGAGCGCCUGGGGCGUUCGGGCCGCGCCCCCGCGGGGCCUGGGGCGUCCGCAAGCCGCUUGCGCGUCCGCGGGGUUCGUUGAGAUCGAAGCGGAGGGUCCUUGGAGCUUUCGGAUCGGGUUUGAUCGUCGCAUCGAAGAUUUCUCCGGGUUUAUGUGGACCAUGGGGAGGAGCCGGCGUGGCCACCCCGGGCCCCGUCCAGCGGUCAACCGCGGUCAACCGCGGCUCCGGCGGUUCCGGGAACGGCCUGCUGGGCUUUCGCGCACCGCGCACCGCUGGCAGCGUGUUGCUUUCAGCUCUUGGGCCUCGUCGCCGAGCAUGGCGGAGGUCUCAUGGACCAAAUGGGACUUCAGCAACCUGGAUACAGCCGGCUCGGGCAAGGUUGAAGGAGUUCAGGAUCCCAUCGGCUACAAGCUGACCAUGGACGACAGCAGCGCUGCUGGAAAGAACAAGUCCAAGACGGCGAAUCAGGAGCUCUUGGAGAAGAAGGCUUGGGAGGUGGCGGUGGCGCCUAUUCAGUCGGUAGGCAUGAACCUCUUCAUGCUGUGGAUGAGCGGGUCCUCCCCGGGGAUCUUCACCGUGAUGAUCCUGGGGUACUGCUUGACCUCGAUCGUGGGGCAGUUCGCCAAAGCCAACGUCGCUUUCCAGAACUUCAAGACCAUCGACACCACCCUGCAGUGGCUGGCCUACCUGGCGCUCUGCUCCGUGUCUUUGGCCUACCUCCUGUACCACAUGGCCGGCAUGGGCCUUCUGCCGAAUUCGUCUGGGGACUGGAUAGCACUCAUCCCCAAUGUCGAGGUGAUCGAAAGUUCAGGUGGAGUCCUCAAGUGACAGGCAGCUGACCGCGCGCGCGCGCGCCGGAGGAGAGUUCCCGCGGAGCAGAGCAUGGCUCCCCGUUUCACAGCGCGGCCAACGCCUGGUUUUGAGAGCCGGGAGACUGGGGCUCGGGGUGAAGCACACCUGCACUCCAAAGCUUG